AUGGCGUCCAUCCAGGAGCUGAGCGACCAAUUAAACUAUGGGAAAAAGAGAUUCAAUGGUGAUCGGAGCUCAAAACUGAAAGAAAACGUCGAUUUUUUCUCUACUCACUAUGCCAAAAAGUGCCCAGCGGUCAGGGCGUGGGGCGACCUCAAGAAACCCGACGUCCAACAAUUCGUGUUGGAAAUGGCUGAUGAAUUUCUCCGUCAAGAAGGAUCAACACUUUGGCCUGAAGAUGAAUGUUCUCCGUUAUACAACGAGAGCCUCAUCUGGCCACGGGAUGAAAAGGAAAUCAAAAAGCCGAUGUCCAGGAUGUUCUUCGCAAAGAACCUUCAUAAGCAGAGGAGCGACCACCAGAUGGACCAAAAGCGUAAAAGCAGCCACACCACAACGCCAAGGACGCCUACUUCGUCCAGGAAUAUGGACGAAAAUGAUGUCCGCACCGAUAAUCAAACGAACCCCGCACGAGAGCCAUUAAAUCUGGAGAGCUUAGAUGAGGCCGAUCCUACUCUUCCGGAUUUAUAUGAGGUUCCGGCUCCCCGGGUGCUUACCCCCAAGCAAGAAGCUGAAGUCCGAGCUCUAGCCGAAGAGAGUUUCCCAACGAGAUCCUCUUCGACUGAGCUUUUAAUUGACGCGGACAGGUCUGACAAAGACAAAAAUAAGAGUGAGGACAAGUUACCUCCUCAGACUCGCGAAGAGCGCUCGGCCUUGGUUUCCGAAUUCACGCCGGUUAAUCGGCUGAGAUCACCAUUCAACAAAACUGUUGAAAACAUAUCCAGACCCAGACUCUCUGCUUCCCCUUCCUCGGCAAUGUCCCAAGGCCUCCUAUCACCUAGCACGCAGCCUCGCACCCCUCGAGCUGAAAAGAUAGACACAGAAGACGCUCCACAUUACGCGUCCUCAGUUAUGCCAAAAAGGCGACAGGAAACCGGUUUAGCUCUCCAGGAAGAUGUUAGUGCGGCCGUUUCGCGGAUACCCCUGGAACCCGAGAUAUGGUACUAUGCCAUCAAAUCACAUAACCCUAAAGUGACGAAGUCGUGGGAAUCGAAAGCGAGAUUUUCAGAUAUGACAUUGAUGCAGCUCAAGGAUGAACUGCUGCGCGGUUUUGACGAUGCCGCACCAUCGGAUAUUCGCUGCACAUUGCACGGGCCAGAUGACAGGAAAGCGGAGGUCGAGAUCGACCACACGAAGAAAAGCCAUAUACAGAGACUCAAGACAAUUUUCGAAUCCGAUAUCAAGGAGGCUAUUGAACAAGAUAAUGGCGAAGCUGCCAGUUCCCCACUGUCUUUUCUUAUCGAGAUUGAACCUGUCUGA
Messenger RNA from Clonostachys solani, 1311 nucleotides. Lineage: Eukaryota; Fungi; Ascomycota; Sordariomycetes; Hypocreales; Bionectriaceae. The record is from the annotation of a GenBank genome assembly.